Olea europaea var. sylvestris is the source of this 2055-nucleotide messenger RNA. RefSeq names its product protein indeterminate-domain 5, chloroplastic-like. The transcript is spliced from 4 exons. The record is from RefSeq and is a predicted model, not a curated record. Gene Ontology annotation, molecular function: DNA-binding transcription factor activity. NCBI's taxonomy places the organism in Eukaryota, Viridiplantae, Streptophyta, Magnoliopsida, Lamiales, Oleaceae. Gene Ontology annotation, cellular component: nucleus. Bases 265 to 2031 code for a protein of 588 amino acids.
UUUCUCUCUCUACUUAUUUUUGCGUGUUUUGAUUAUAGAAGAUGAGAAAAAUUUAUGAAAGAAAAAGAGGGAAACAAGAAAUAAAUGCUGUGGAUAUGUGUGUGUUUGUGUGGGCUUGACAGCAAGGCAUAUAGAUGAACCUGACUAGGAGUUGAGAAGAAGAAGUUGUUCAUGAAUUCUGGGAUAAGAUUUGGAAAGUUCUCAAAUUGCAUGUGAAUAUAUAUUGACGGGGUUGAUUAAUUAGUACGACAAGGGAUUGAUUCAAUGGCAGCUUCUUCUUCAUCAGCAGCGGCACCUUUUCUUGCAAUGAGAGACCAAGAACAGAAUCAGAUGAAACAAAAUCAUUCAUCAGCACCAUCUUCAUCAACCGCUCCACCGCCCCCGCCGCCAAAGAGAAGAAAAAAUCAGCCUGGAACGUCAAAUCUAGAUGCAGAGGUGAUAGCACUAUCUCCCAAGACCCUAAUGGCUACAAACAGAUUCCUUUGUGAGGUUUGCAACAAAGGGUUUCAAAGGGAGCAAAACCUUCAACUGCACCGAAGAGGACACAACCUGCCUUGGAAACUAAAGCAGAAGACAACAAAAGAGGUUAAGCGUAAGGUGUAUUUGUGUCCAGAGCCCACAUGUGUACACCAUGACCAUUCAAGAGCACUUGGAGACCUCACUGGUAUUAAGAAGCAUUACUCAAGAAAACAUGGAGAGAAGAAGUUCAAGUGCGAAAAGUGCUCUAAGAAAUAUGCAGUACAUUCUGAUUGGAAAGCUCACUCAAAAACCUGUGGUACUAGAGAGUACAGAUGUGACUGUGGCACUCUUUUCUCAAGGCGUGACAGUUUCAUCACCCAUAGGGCCUUCUGCGAUGCACUUGCUCAAGAGAGUGCAAGAAACCUCAAUCCAACCUCAUUAAGAAGCAUUGGCAGCCAUUUAUUUGGCAGUAGCAACAUGAGCUUAGGCAUCUCCCAAAUGUCCACCGGACAUGAUCAAAACCAGCAGCAAGCAAUAUCAGCUGAUUUACUACACUUGGGUAGUGGAAGAUCUGGCCAAUUCGAUACCCUCAUUGGCUCAACCUUUCAGCCUUCCCAAACAUUGCCUUCUUCAGCUCUCUUCCUGCCCGAAUCGAGCCAUGAUAGUCAAUCUUCACAUGGGCUACCGUCGAAUAAGUCACUUCAUGGCCUAUUGCAACUUCCUGAACUUCAGAAAAAUCCCAACUCAUCUUCGUCAACAACCAGUCUGUUUAACCUCAGCUUCUUUUCGAACACUAGUGGCAUCGACAAUAACGAUAGCAUUGGCAACAGCAAUAACAGCAGUAACAUAUCUUCAUCCUUAUUGUUUCCCAAUCAUUUCAACAAUGGACAUUCCAGUGGCACUGGAGGCGGAGAAGGAUCCAGCCUUUUCUCUGCAGGUAAUCUCAUGAAUACUGAUCACAUGAGUGCUUCUAUUCCUUCCCUCUACAUCUCAUCCCUUCAAAGCCAGUCAAUCAGUGCGACACAAAUGUCUGCAACUGCACUUCUUCAGAAGGCUGCUCAACUGGGUUCGACAACAAGCAACACCAGUGCUUCACUGCUGAAAAGCUUCGGCACCUCAUCCUCAAGCGUCACAAAAUGCGAUUAUCCUCUUCAUUCCGCGACUAACUUUGGAACGAUCUUCGGGGAGAAUAAUGGGAAUCAUUUCAAUGACCUAAUGAGUUCCAUAACUGGUGGAAAUUCAUCCAUUUUCGGAGGCAACCCCGUAGGGAUCAACACUCAUCCAUAUGGUGGUAAUGAACAAGAGAAUGACUAUGGAGGAUACAGCACGACCAAUAAACUCAGCUUUGAGCAGCCAUUGGAGAAACGCCAGAGUCCAAGUUUCAGCAACAUGGAGCAAGGUAGAUUGACGAGAGAUUUUCUUGGAGUCGGGCUCGUUGGGGAGAUAGUGAGAAAUGUAAGUGGUGGAUUUGGGCAGAGAGAACAGCAACAUGGCAUGACUUUGAGCUCUAUGGAUUCAGAAGGAAAGACUGCGCCGAAAAACCAACCUUUCGGAGGCGGGCACUUUCAAUGAAGAAAAAUAUAUGAACGAGAGAAA